AUGGCAAGUCUCUCUGCUUCAAAGGCUGUUUCCCUCGGCGCCGACGCGGCCUAUCUCAUUGCGAGACCCCCUCCGGAUGCGCCAGACGGCCUCUACGACUGGCAAGUUUCCUCAGAUGCCGCCGACCAAAAGGAGGGCCAUUCAACGACGUCGAACUUUAUCAAUCGUGCUGAGACGUUGGUGUCCAAAGGGCAGUUCAAGCCGGAUCCUAAGGUGUUGGCUGGCGUCACCGACAGCUUUCUCCACCCAGACGCAGUCGAUGACAGGAAGGGUGUUUUCGAGACUGCGCUUGGUAUCAUGGCCCGCGUGGAUCCGACUACUGAUGUUGCCAUGAAGCUCAACGACACAAUCAUUGGAGGGCUAUAUGAUACGGUACCCCAUCCUCCUGCUGCCUAUCUUGGUCCCAAGUACGCUUGGAGACAGGCAGAUGGCUCGAACAACAGCCUCCAAGACCCUGACUGUGGGCGUUCUGGACGUCCUUACGCUCGUAGCGUCCAGGCUCGAAGCAACUUGCCAGUAACAUCCUUGCCAGACCCGGGUCUUGUCUUCGAUACCCUUCUCAGGAAGCGUGACCACAAGACCCACCCUGGCGGGAUGUCAAGCAUGAUAUUUGCAUUUGCAUCUAUCGUCACGCACUCCUUAUUCCGUACGGACUUCAAGGACUGGACCAUCAACAAUGCCAGUUCGUAUCUCGAUCUUAGCCCCUUGUAUGGAGACAACCAAGCAGACCAGGACAAGGUUCGAGACAAGGACCAGGGUCGUGGAUUGUUAUACCCGGAUACAUUCCACGAGGAGCGACUUCUUUUCUUGCCCCCAGCCACUAGUGCCUUAUUGGUCCUUUUCAGCCGAAACCAUAACUAUAUUGCCGAUAAGAUUUUGAAAAUCAACGAGCGCAAGAGGUGGACCAACCCUCCGCCCACUGACCCCGCUGCUCGUGCUCUCCAAGACGAGGAAAUCUUCCAGACUGCUCGUCUAAUCAAUGGCGGACAUUUUAUGACUAUGAUUACUGGAGACUACGCAGCUAGUUUCCUGGGUUCUUCGGAAAACUGCAACUGGAACAUGAAUCCCUUCGACCCUAUCAAGAGAGACGACCUUGUCGUCGAUAGAGGCCGUGGGAACCAUUGCAGCGUUGAGUUCAACGUCUUAUACAGGUGGCACGCGACGACGUCUGCAGUUGACGAGAAGUGGACCGAAGACAUCUUCAAUAGCGCCUUUGGCGGUAAGCCAUUCGAUCAACUAUCCUUGAGGGAUCUCAGUACGAUCGGGAAGAUCUUCGCUGAUGUGCCUGCCGAUCCUUCCAAACGGACAUUCGCCGGAUUGAAGCGCGGUCCAGAUGGCAAGUUCUCUGAUGAUGACCUAGCUAACAUUCUACAUUCCGCCACUUCAAACCCUGCGGGAACUUUCAGAGCUCGUGGCACUCCCCCCGUUCUGCGAUUAGUCGAGAUCAUGGGCAUGGAGCAGGCCCGCCGGUGGGGUGUUUGCACGAUGAACGAGUUCAGGAAGUUCCUGGGACUAAAGCAAUUCGAGUCCUUUGAGGAGUGGAAUCCCGAUCCAGAAAUUGCUGAUGCUGCUCGUCGCUUGUACGGCCAUAUCGACAACCUUGAGCUCUAUCCCGGCCUUCAAGCAGAGCCGACGAUACCUGUUGUGGACGGCAUGAGAUUUGCAUGCGGGUAUACGACUACCAGGGCCGUUCUUGGUGACGCGAUUGCGCUCGUCCGCGGUGAUAGGUUCUACACUACCGACUUCACCCCCUACAAUCUUACCACUUGGGGUUUCCAUGAUUGCCAACGCCACCUUGACAAUGGAGGCGGAGGAGGUCAAAUGCCGAAGCUCUUGAUGCGUAACUUGCCUCGUCACUACCCAUGGAAUUCCACGUACUCGCUAUGGCCAUUCUUCACCCCGGACCACAUGAAUCAAUCGCUUACGAGGCAAGGAAUCUCUGAGAAAUACACCUUCGACAGACCCAUUGCCCAGCCUGUCCCCGUCGUCUUGAAGACCUUCGCGGCGAUCAAAGCCGUCUGGAACGACCCUUCGCGAUUCAAGGUUAUCUACGAAAAGAAAGGCUACGGAUCAAUGCUGUUCUUCGAUGACGCCAAGCAGCACGACGCUGACAGAGCCUUGGUCCUCCACGCGCUGUUCCCCACCCAGGAUUCCAUCAAUCAAUAUGCUGCUUGGUGCCGUGCCGAGACUGUGAAGCUAAUCCAAGAGCGUUCGUGGAAUUAUGAUGGUGCACCAGGAACCUACGUCGAUAUUGUCAAUGGUGUCGUCAACAAUGUUGCUAUUCAUUUCGCGGCUGAAAAGAUUCUCGGAAUAGAGUUGAAGACGAAAUCUAAUCCCCGUGGUCUCCACACGGAGCGAGAACUGUACGCGAUGUUGGCUAUGCUAGUGAGGCCCUACCUAAUGUCCUUGUUUAGAAUUACCUUCCUCGCAUUUGACGAGCCUGAGUCGAAGUUUGCUUUGAAUGAGGCGGCGUCAAGCGCGGGUGGUAUCAUCGGGCUCUUGGCUACCAAGGCUGUCACCGAAGUGGCUCCUUCGACUGUGCCCAACGCAGUUGGAAGACUCCUCGCCGGGGCCAAGUCAUACAUUUGGCCCGAAUCUGAUAAGCCCUGGUAUCCAUUCCUUUCGGAUCUCGCCUCUACCGGCCGUUCAUUGGAUGCUCUUGUUGGAAAUAUCAUCGGUCUCGCUGUCGGUUCCUCUGUGAACUUCGCCCAAGGGGCCGUUCAUGUCGUUGAUUUCUACCUUGAUGAUGCUCGAGCAAAGGAACGCAACGAGAUCAUCCGAUUGGCGCAGAAGGACGACGCUCAGAGCACCGAGCUUCUGCAAGGCUAUGUCCGGGAGGCUAUGAGAUUCAACCCGCAAUUCACUGGCCUCUGGCGUGACGUCGCCGUCGACGCUACCAUCCCACAAGGCGGAAAUCUCCCUCCCAUCAAGGUCAAGGCUGGCGACCGCAUCUGGGGUAGCUUCAGGACUGCCCAUCUCAAUCCCGAUGACUUCCCCAAUCCCCAAGUCGUUGACCCACGCCGACCAAAGGCUUCCUACAACCUGAACGGUACAGGCUUCCACAACUGUCCGGGCACCACCUACGCGCAAGUAGCUAUCACUGAGAUGAUCAAACCGAUAUUCAGUCUGAAGAACUUGCGCCGAGCUGCUGGAGAUGCCGGAGUGCUUGCUGGAUACCACGAUAUCAUCCGUGAAACUGAGACUAACAUCUAUGUCAACCGCGAUGGCACGACUGGUCCAUGGCCGGGCUCCCUUUACGUGCAGUACGACGCUUGA
Pleurotus ostreatus (oyster mushroom) is the source of this 3276-nucleotide messenger RNA. RefSeq lists its product as uncharacterized. Gene Ontology annotation, molecular function: peroxidase activity; oxidoreductase activity, acting on paired donors, with incorporation or reduction of molecular oxygen; iron ion binding. Gene Ontology annotation, biological process: response to oxidative stress. The transcript is spliced from 30 exons. Lineage: Eukaryota; Fungi; Basidiomycota; Agaricomycetes; Agaricales; Pleurotaceae. The record is from RefSeq and is a predicted model, not a curated record. Bases 1 to 3276 code for a protein of 1091 amino acids.